CUGAAGAGAAAAAAAAAAAAAUUUCCAUCUUCUAUUCUAUCAAUGGCGUCUAAACCAACAUCGCUUUUCCUCUUCUUCUUUCUCAUCUCUUGCACAUUUUUGUUGCAUGAAACCAAUGCAUCAAGAAAAAUGGGUACAAGCUAUAUUCCACUGUGCGGAUCAAGAGAUGAUUGUGAUGGCAUAUGGUGUAAAGGAAGAGGAGGAAAGACUGGACAGUGUAACAUGUGGCCUUGUAACUUUGAUGAAUAUUGUCGUAAGAUUGUUCGCUGCAAAGACUUGCCAGGACCAUAUUGUAUGGAAGGAAUAUGUACUUGUUAAAAAAAUACUUUGUUUUUUUAAAAUGCAUAGUGCAUUACUAAAAUAAAGUAGUUUAUUAGAUAAUUCGUUUUCCUGCUGUUACGUUGUAGUCACUAUACAAACACCAUGUUUACUAUUAUAUAUGUUAGCAAAUUUUGCUGAAUUUAGCAAA
Messenger RNA from Camelina sativa (false flax), 469 nucleotides. RefSeq names its product defensin-like protein 293. The record is from RefSeq and is a predicted model, not a curated record. NCBI's taxonomy places the organism in Eukaryota, Viridiplantae, Streptophyta, Magnoliopsida, Brassicales, Brassicaceae.